Messenger RNA from Daldinia decipiens, 1333 nucleotides. RefSeq names its product protein prenylyltransferase. Gene Ontology annotation, biological process: protein geranylgeranylation. Lineage: Eukaryota; Fungi; Ascomycota; Sordariomycetes; Xylariales; Hypoxylaceae. Bases 84 to 1295 code for a protein of 403 amino acids. The transcript has 3 exons. Gene Ontology annotation, cellular component: Rab-protein geranylgeranyltransferase complex; cytoplasm. The record is from RefSeq and is a predicted model, not a curated record. Gene Ontology annotation, molecular function: Rab geranylgeranyltransferase activity.
CGUCAACUUACUUCUACUCCUACAUAAUACUAGGUUAAUGCAUUAGAUAAAGACUGUAACCCCGCCGGAAAAGAAGCUUCGAUAUGGAUAGCCACGGCGCAGCUCGCACCGCCCGAACUGCACGAACCGAAGAACAGCGCCGGCAGGAUCUCGAUAGGAUUAGCAAGUAUCGCGACCUCGAGGAUUCCAUCCGCGCUCAAACCUCGGCUAACAACUACGAUUCCGCCUUGUUCCAGCUUACCUCUAAACUACUCCGUCUAAAUCCCGAAUACUACACAAUAUGGAACGUCCGUCGCCGCUGUCUAAUCUCUGGAUUAUUCUCCGUACCCUCGGAUGGAUCAUCGCUCUCGAAGGCGUCACUGAAUACUUCUCAGAACGACACUACGAAUCCGUCUUCAGACUACUCCUCUCAUUCUUCCUCGGAUGCGACCCCGCUAUACCGAGACUCCCCGACAACUGGGAAGAAUGGUAUUACAGUUGAGGGCAAGCGAAGGGAAGACGUCGAGGCCGAUGUCAACACGUUGCAGUCCGAGCUUGCAUUCACCAUUCCUUUGCUCCUAGAAUACCCCAAGUGCUACUGGAUAUGGAAGUACCGUAGGUGGCUUCUCGAGCAAGCCAUCGUACGACUCCCCGCGACGACUGCGCGCAAUAUCUGGGAGGCCGAACUUGCUCUGGCGUCUAAGAUGCUGACCAAGGAUCGCCGCAACUUUCAUGCAUGGGGCUACAGGAGGAACGUGGUGGCUGCACUCGAGAGUCCGUCGCUAGAUGGCAAGAGCAUGGUCGAGAACGAAUUCGCCUACACCACAAGAAUGAUUAAUGUUGACCUAUCUAACUUCUCAGCCUGGCACACCCGAAGUCAGCUGAUAUUACGUUUGCUUGACGAACGCGGAGCCAACGACGUCGAAAGGAGGGCAUUCCUCGAAGCAGAACUUGAUCUUGUCCGAGAAGCUCUUAAUGUCGGACCCGAAGAUCAGAGCCUCUGGUAUUACCACCAAUACAUGGUAUCGCAGAUCGUCAACCGCGCCGACAAGCCGACCAUAGCACCAGCUCUAACCGUAACGGAGCGGGUGACCUAUGUAAAGAAGGAGAUUGAUAAUAUCAAGGACUUGCUGGAAGACUAUGAGGACGUGAAAUGGAUCUACGAGUCUUUACUAGAAUAUACAAUCGCGCUGAAGGGUCUCGGAGAGCAGGUUGAAGAUCCCGCAAAGUGGCUAGCAAAAGUCCGAGCCCUGGAUCCAAUGCGGGCGGGUAGGUGGGAUGAUGUAGAGAAGCAGCUGAGCGCUGCUCAGCCCUGAGUAGCCAACUAUUGAUGCUACUGCUACGUUCUCGAUGC